This is a messenger RNA of Cydia strobilella, 6348 nucleotides long. It is a transcript of the gene nmo, whose product is annotated as serine/threonine-protein kinase NLK. The record is from RefSeq and is a predicted model, not a curated record. Gene Ontology annotation, cellular component: nucleus; cytoplasm. NCBI's taxonomy places the organism in Eukaryota, Metazoa, Arthropoda, Insecta, Lepidoptera, Tortricidae. Gene Ontology annotation, biological process: protein phosphorylation; intracellular signal transduction. Gene Ontology annotation, molecular function: MAP kinase activity; ATP binding.
GCGUUCCCUUCCAGUCUCGCUCGAUUCUCGUGGCGCGUGGACGUUUGCGUAGCGCCGGGAAAUACAUCACGGUUUCCUUCUUUGUCCAGAAAUUGUAAUCUGGAAACGAAGGAGCAGGCUCGUGCUUGCGUACACGUUUGAAAACUUACUGUUGCGUGUGUGAAAUAACUGGUGAAAUCUGCUGGUGUAUCCCGUCGUGUGUGUGCGUUCAGUGAUUCCCGCAUAGUCGUUCGAGCAUGAAUAAUAAAGAAGCAGCCGGUGAUCUCGUCGCGUGGAUCUCGGGUGCGAGCUGGUGACCGGAGCGGAGUGCGGGUGUCGUGGGAUCCCUGUGAUGAGUCUGCGGUGACGGCUCGCCGCGGAGCGGUUGGAUGGCGGCAGUGACCGGCCCCGCGCGGCACUCUCGCGUGUCAAUGAGUGUGUCAAUGUCGCUGAUGCAGGGCGGAACGCCGACCGCGUCGCAGGGCGCCAUCCUGGCGGCGGCGGCGCCCUACUACCAGACGCCGGCCAUCCCCUCGGAUGUUCAGCCCGACCGGCCGAUAGGCUACGGCGCCUUCGGUGUCGUAUGGGCGGUGACGGACCCGCGCGACGGCCGGCGCGUGGCUCUGAAGAAGCUGCCCAACGUUUUCCAGUCGCUCGUCUCCUCCAAGCGCGUCUUCCGAGAGCUCAAGAUGCUGUGCUUCUUCAAACAUGAAAACGUACUAUCGGCGUUAGACAUCCUUCAGCCGCCCACGCUAGACUUCUUCCAAGAAAUAUACGUGAUCACGGAGCUAUUACAGAGCGACCUGCACAAGAUCAUCGUGUCGCCGCAACACCUCUCCGCCGACCACAUCAAAGUCUUCCUCUACCAAAUACUCAGAGGUUUAAAGUAUCUACACUCGGCUCGGAUCCUGCACCGCGACAUCAAGCCCGGCAACCUCCUGGUGAACAGCAACUGCGUGCUGAAGAUAUGCGACUUCGGGCUCGCCAGGGUCGAGGAGCCGGACGCCAGCAAGAACAUGACGCAGGAAGUGGUCACGCAGUACUACAGGGCACCUGAGAUCCUAAUGGGCGCCAACCACUACACGGCGGCCGUGGAUGUGUGGUCGGUCGGCUGCAUAUUCGGCGAGCUGCUCGGCAGGAGGAUCCUCUUCCAGGCUCAGAGUCCAGUGCAGCAGUUGGAGUUGAUAACGGAGCUGCUAGGCACACCAUCACUGGAGGACAUGCGGCACGCGUGCGCCGGUGCGCGCGCGCACAUGCUGCGCCGCGCGCCGCGCCCGCCCGCGCUCGCCGCGCUCUACACGCUCUCCGUGCAGGCCACGCACGAGGCCGUGCACCUGCUCGCUCAGAUGCUAGUAUUCGACCCGGCGAAGCGCAUUUCGGUGGUGGACGCGCUGGCGCACCCGUACCUGGAGGAGGGGCGGCUGCGCUACCACUCGUGCAUGUGCCUGUGCUGCUACAGCGCGCCACCCGCCGCGCGCCACUACUCGCCCGACCUGGAGCCCGUGGCGCAGCAGCCCUUCCACGACGGCUGGGAGCGCAAGCUCACCACAGUGCACCAGGUCAAAGAGGAAAUACACAAGUUCAUAGCGGAGCAGCUGCAAACGUCCCGCGUGCCGCUGUGCAUCAACCCGCAGUCCGCGGCGUUCAAGAGCUUCGCAAGCUCCACCGUGGCGCACCCCAGCGAGCUGCCCGUCGCCGCACCAGUGGGAAUGACCCGACCACAAGCGGCGCGCCCUCUACACCACCACGCGAUAACCACAACCAUGAUACACCACGCGAGGGCGAUUGUGCUGGCCGGGUUUUGACACGUCAGCUUGACGUACGAGCUCCGCGGUUUGAAAACUAAAACGAACUGUGCGGAGCGUAUAUCGCGGACUCAUUGACGACUAGGUAUCGAAGAUCUACGAUUGCUGGAACGUUAUUCUCAUGAAACCACAAUUGGCCAGGGAACAUUAGCAAAAAUGUGCCCAAAUGAGUUACGGGCCGCCGUGAAAAUACGGUGUCAUUAAUCCGCAGUGCAUUAGAAGCCCCGAAGGGUCCGGUCGCGUCGCGUUCAAACGGUGAUACGAAUUGAAUUAGUUGUAAUUCUGAGAAGUUUCUUUUUAGCGGACGAUUCGUUUUAAAAUAAGAAUGUGAUAGGACGCGGCGUAGUUUUUCUUCUUUGUUUACGUCUAUCGCGUGAUCUUAGUAAACGUUCUGUGCUGAUGCUGAUAAAAAUUUUGAGCAUGUUAUUUUAAUGACAAUUUGAUUUUAUGUACAAACAGAUGUAACUUGUACUUUGCAAAAAUGAUGACGUAACCUUAGUAAAUUUCGAUCGGCACAGAAUGAACUAGUCCCUUCGCUAGAUUGUGUUUAAAGAUUCCUUUGAUUUGCUUUCCAAUAAAACUGUAAUCGAUAGCUAUCUGUAACUAAAAUGUAAAAAACCGCACCAUACCUCAUCGCGAUAAUAUUGUAGAAGCGCAUUCGUGUUAGAUGUAAUCUAUACCCCUUUAAUUAAAAUUUCUGCACGAAUUGUUAUAAAAAGUUUCAGUUUUGGGGAUGCAACUGUAACAAAACCUUUAGUAGAAUCGCAGCGAGACUCCUUAUCAAUUAGAAAUGAUAAUAGACAUUCUGGUUUUGCUACAGUUUUCACCACAAGUAAUAAUGUUCAUAACACUCGUGCAGUCGUGAAAGCAAAACGAGGAUCUGUUAACUCUACAUGUGACGUCACUACCAAAUAUAUAUUUUGUCCUAAUUACUUAGCGUAGAGUAUAGCGUUGUGUGGGUAGUUUAGCUUAGAUUGGAGAACGAAUCGGCUAGCGGACGAGUCGACUGCGACACAACGAAAGUCGCCUCGACGACAUACGAAUAAGUCAUCUGUUAAGUGAAAAGGACACAGUGAAAGACAAGUGAAGCUUCGGCUUAAUGAACUAUGUACUCGUAUUAGUACCUACUUACGCUCGAUAUAAGAUGACUUGGUAAAGGUACGAUUGGUAUCUUCGCAUUGAAAUCGAGACUAGACUAGUUAUGUUCAUUAAUUUAGCGAUUCCAUGUAAUUAUACAUUUGUAUGUAAAUGUGUAGGUUUCAUUGUGUGCCUCAUUGUGUUUCGUAUGGACAUUGCUAGCAAUAAAUGUUGCAAUAUAAUCAAUUAAUUAAUAAUACGUAAUAAUCGAUUUUAAUUCGUUUUAUGUGACCGAAUUAUUGGAGUAUGAUUUGUUUGUGUUCUGUACGUUUAAUAUGUCUUGGGAAGGGUCCUGGGCGGCGCGUACUUAACGUGCUGGAGUUAUCUGGAGAAUCUCGGCCGCCAGCGCCUCUUCCUCCCCUACUUGUAACAUAAUAUUGUAUCUUAAGCUUACUCCUAAACACCAUUGUAUGUAACAUCGACUGAACAUUUUUACGUAGCUAGGAUAGAUAGAAUUAGAAGUAUUAAAACUACUAAUCCGUAAAUCCAAAAUCGUAAAUUGGAAAUCCGUGGUCUCUGCCUACCCCUCCGGGAAAUAGGCGUGAUUAUAUAUGUAUGUAUGUAUGUAUGUAAAACUACUAACCCGCUCUAUACGACAAGUAUAUAAAUAGAUGAAACGAGUUCUCUCGAAUACUAUCGCUGCGGUAGUGAGACGUAUAGGGAAUGUAAAUGUAAUGGAUACGUGUGUAUUUCGAGCAUUUAUAGAUUUAGUGGUUUGUAAUAAGUAUACUGGGGUGUGUUAGUGUGCGUGGUCACGUAGUUCUUCAUUGGCGAAUAAUAUAAUCGUACAGUAAUUAGUUCAAAAUUGAUGUUCUAUUUGUGUUGUCGCUCACGCCGCUAACAUAUGACUAGAAUAGUGACUGUGUGAGUGUCGAGAGACGUCGUAGCCUUAAAACUAGUUCAAAACUAUAACAAAAUGAAAAAAAUGUAAAUAAAUGAAAGUAUAGUAUUAUUGUUAGGCCCUAGUAUGGUUUGGGAGGUAACCCUUGUAGUAAACCCAUACAUGUAUGUACAUAGGUUCCACUGCUUGUUGCAACCGUAGCUUUUUCAAGCAAAAUGAUUUAAUAUAGAGCUCUUAUUCUUCAAAAAUGUAUUCAUAUAUUGGUUUAGAUCAAUUUGCCAACGAGAAUUAAUCAAUUAUAUGCUUUUAUUAAUUCCAUCGAGAUACGGAAAGGUACGAUGACUUUUUUCACUAUGAAAAGGUACAGUACCUCUCCUCGGUUACAGCAAGCAGCUAUAGUUGAAAUUAUUUCUUAUGAACGUGUCGUAACAAAAUGCAUUCUAAUAUCGUAUCUAAUAUCCAAGCAAGAAGAUUGAUUGUGCAAGUUCAUGGAAUAAUUUCAAGUAUAAAGAAGGUGCAGCAGGCUCUGUUCCGUCGUGCGCGGACACCUCGCCUUAGUUAACUGACACUGUGAUCCGCUAGGCGUAAUUAUUGGAACGGGGUCGCUACAAGCUCUAGCGAUGAUAGGUUUGACAGCAAGUAAUAGCCGCACGCUGCGUAGAGCGUUACUUUGUAGGGAAAAGGCAUUUCUAUAGAACGUGACGCUGUAUCUACAUAGGUAUAUGAUAUGAUGAGACGUUUAUUUUUUUAGAUUUUACUUUUCACCAUAACACAUUUUUGGGGUUUCUGUACCACAAUAAUUUGGAGUUAGAGAUACAUCCGAUGCGCGACUGUCACCUUAGGGAUGUAUUGAAACGUUUACUGAUUUAAAGGAAUUUGUAAUGUGAUCGUAGAAAAAACUUGUCACAUGCUUGACUCCAACAGUUUGUUAGAUAGGUACUUAUAUAUCGCUUUUAGAGCUUGUACCUGCCUCGAUACACACCCGUAUACAGUCACUCUUUGUAUUUGACCAUGUAUGUACAUAUAGUCAAGUGAUUAUUUCCCGUAUUUACAUAUUAUUGGUUUUAGAAUUCGCUUACCGAUCGACUUUUGUAAGCAAAGUAUAUUGCAGUCUAGUCUCUAACUUUAAAACUACAUGACAUCACAUUUUUAAGUUGAUUUCAAAAUGCCGUAGGGCUUUUUUUUAUUUAUGGAGCUAGACUGGGGUAUGCUUUAGAUAUAACUUUGUAAUGACGUUCGAUUGGAUUGUAUGUAAAUAAGAAUAUAAUAAGUAGAUGCAUAGAGGUAUUCGGCGUUUGUAAAAGGUUAGGUGCGCUCGCGCACACGCGGCGCCUGCGAACACGCUUCUUAUUUUAUGUCCCGAACAUACUUGAACUGUAUGAUACUUCACUGGAAGAAAUCCUCUUUUUUUAAACAUAUUUAAGUACAUAACAUUACUGUUGUAACUACUCGUAACCAAUGCGUCAUGAAAUAGAAAUUAAUAGCUUAAAACUACACAACAAUAGUUGACUCACAGAAUCUCAGGCAUCAUUAAAUUACUCAAAACAAAAGUUAGAUUCAAAUUUCUCUCCGGCAUUUUUUUUUGACACCUUCGUUUAAAAUGUACAAUGUCACGAUACUGAUACGGUUUAUGAAUACCAGUGCUUCAUUCCUUCCCAGUGAAGUGCGUGGUCCAGUGUGGUCGGGCUUAUGUAAUGUACGUAUCGCGUUUCCAGACUUUCAGAGAUCUCGUAUUGUUUAAGUUCCGCGUACACGACUGUCUUCACAUACACAAGUGACCUUUAGUUGUAGUUUAGUUUCCUACUCGUCGGCCACUCCUCGACUUUUCUACUAUUAUAAUAAUUUACUCGAAUAAGUCACUUGCGGGCUCGUUCCUGAUUUAAUUCAAUUGUGUAAAUAGUAAUAAUUACAAUAUAUAAGUUUCUUUCAGUAAUGAUCUUAGUUAAUGGUCCUACUCAAUACCACCACGUUUAUGUUAUAAUUUUAAUCCUGGUUUAUACUUAAAAACUUAUAAAAUAAUAAUUAAAAAAAUGAUAAAAUAUCGUAUUUUCUUGUGAUUAUUUUCUAUUUACCAGUCGUAAUGUACAUAGUAGGUAUUCUGUGCACUGAUAGUCGAUUUUAAGUUACUCUAACUCUAGGUUAAAAUAUCAAAUGGCUGUAUUAAUUCUCGUUAUAUCGCCCAAGACAAAAUGUUCACUUAUAAGACUUAGUAGUUGGAAUGUUUGCUUGAUGUGACCUCGAAUCUGUCAACGUUUCCUAUGUAUAGUUUGUUUUAGUUUAAUUUUGUAACGGACUCUAGUGUUUAGUUCCGAAAUGUGACAGAGUGUGUAAUGUAAAUAUUAUGAUACGUGUUUCUGUCGUGUACGGAAUUAGUUGCAUUUUACCAUUGUUGCGACCUGCCAAAACUAUUGUAAUAAUUUUGUAGCGUUAUGUCCGCGGCCAAGGCGUUACUGCUGAGCCAUUAUGGACUCUAGUUGGCAGGUAAUAAGGGUCAGUUGGUAACGCGCUGGUCGCGGCGUAGAGCGCGAGCAAGCAGCUGUAACAUCGGGCUCGCUGUACUGUAACAAUAAAACUACUGCAUAAUUA